UUACUCUAUUUACUUUCUUAUUUAAUUUUACAGAGUUGUAGUGCCGAUUUUUAUGAAGUUAGUAGAAUUUAUUGGGAAACUCAUAAUAUGGGAGCGUUCUUUACACACGAGGCUGUUUGGCUAAUUGUUCAUUGCCGCAAUUGUGGUCGUAAAAUGGAUAUUACUUGUGAGCUUUCAACGUCUGGAAAGAAAAUGCGUUGGGGCUACUAUAGAUACUACAUUACUCGCAAAGAGUCACAAGAACUUGAACCGCAUUUGUCUUACAACAGGAUGAAAAAGGUGUACGACAGGAUGUGUCAACACUAUAACUUGAUUGGUCGUAAUUGUUCUCAUUGGGCAAGGCAAUUUUAUUUUCUAAUUUGCCUUGUAGGGGACGUAUGA
Messenger RNA from Meloidogyne enterolobii, 381 nucleotides. Lineage: Eukaryota; Metazoa; Nematoda; Chromadorea; Rhabditida; Meloidogynidae. The record is from the annotation of a GenBank genome assembly.